This is a messenger RNA of Nycticebus coucang (slow loris), 2969 nucleotides long. RefSeq names its product HLA class II histocompatibility antigen, DO alpha chain. Gene Ontology annotation, biological process: peptide antigen assembly with MHC class II protein complex; immunoglobulin production involved in immunoglobulin-mediated immune response; positive regulation of T cell activation. The record is from RefSeq and is a predicted model, not a curated record. Bases 255 to 1229 code for a protein of 324 amino acids. The transcript has 4 exons. Gene Ontology annotation, molecular function: MHC class II protein complex binding. Gene Ontology annotation, cellular component: MHC class II protein complex; membrane. NCBI's taxonomy places the organism in Eukaryota, Metazoa, Chordata, Mammalia, Primates, Lorisidae.
GGGUUCCUUCUUGGAGCAUGUACUAAUGGUUGAUCAAGCCCCUCCAUUCUCCAAAGCAGAAGCUCCUUUGACUUUCCUCUGACAUUCACCUCCAGGGUGCUCGUGGGCCCGGUGAGCUCUUCCUUCUCACCCAAGCUCUUUCCUUCUUUACCCAGCAACAAGGCAUUAACUCAGAGAAUGUCUCUGAUUGGCUGAAGGAUCUUCAUCCUAGAAUCUGUUUUCUUCUUCUUUGUCCUUGUCCCUUUACUCCCCACAUGGAUGGACUGAGACUUAUUUGCUUAAAGCACCAGAGGGCAAUGGCCCUCCCAGCAGAGCUGGUCCUGGGACUCCACACCCUGGUGACUCUCCUGAGCCCCCAGGAAGCAGGGGCCAUCAAGGCCGACCACAUGGGCUCCUAUGGACCAGCCUUCUACCAGUCUCAUGGGGCUUCCGGCCAGUUCACUCAUGAAUUUGAUGGGGAACAGCUGUUCUCUGUGGACCUGAAGGAAAGGGAGGCUGCGUGGCGUCUGCCUGAAUUUGGCGACUUUGCCCACUUUGACCCACAGGGAGGGCUGGCCAGCAUCGCCAUGAUCAGAGCCCACCUGGACAUCCUGGUGGAACGCUCCAACCGCACCAGAGCCACCAACGUGCCUCCAAGGGUGACCGUGCUCCCCAAGUCUCAAGUGGAGCUGGGCCAGCCCAACAUCCUCAUCUGCAUUGUGGACAACAUCUUCCCACCUGUGAUCAAUAUCACCUGGCUGCGCAAUGGUCAAACAGUCACCGAGGGAGUGGCCCAGACCAGCUUCUAUUCCCAGCCUGACCAUUUGUUCCGCAAGUUCCACUACCUGGCCUUUGUGCCCACGGCCAAGGACGUCUAUGACUGCCAGGUGGAGCACUGGGGCCUCAACGCGCCGCUCCUCAGGCACUGGGGUAAUGACCUCUCUGAGAGAAGCGGAUUGUGGGAGACACCCUGUGGAUCCGGCAGGUUUCUGACAGCCCUUGCAUGCUCACCGCUGCGUCUGCUAGUGCAUCCCCACUGUGCUGACCUUGAACCGAUCCACCUCCAUCCUACAGGUCCCCUCCUCUUUGGCCAUAGUGCUCAUGGCAGGACUUGUGAGACACCACCCAGCUUCCCUUCCCCUUCAAAACACUUUCUCUCUCCCCUCCCCCCAAGGUUCUGGCUAGCAGCAUUGAAUUCUUUAAAGUGUUUACAUUGUAUCGUUUUGCCAGGUCUUGGCCAGUUCUGCUAGAGUGUUAAGCGAUGUAGAAGGGACCCUGGGUGGUGACCACUGAGCAUGGCCUCAUGGUGCUGGGGAUGGCAGCUGUGCUCAAGCUGUCCAGCUGUGUCUUGCUGUGUCUUGCUCCACUUGGCCCGUUGUGUAUUACUUUGUGAAUGUGCCACUUCAUAUGGACUUCAUGAACUGUAGCCCUUGGAUUCAUCCCCAAAAGGGAUGCAGAGUGUCCUGUUCUUUGCAAUUCACCCAACCAAGGACAUCUCUGGACACUGGGAGAGGGGAGGCUCAUGGGAUUCUACUCCUAUCUGGACUCACGCUGUGUGAAGAGGCCAUUGUCUAACCAUGAUGUCAUCUCCUUUGUCUACAUUCCUUAGAGUCCCAUGCGAGACAGAGAGGUCCAAGGCUGAGACAAGAUAGCUACUUCCCUUGGUGGGUCAGAGUAGGCAGGAGGCUAGCAGAGUCGAUCAGCCAGGCGUGUGGGAGGAGAGGAGGUCUAAGGGAGAUCCACCAGAACACUGUAAAUAUGUGGCCUGGAGGACUUUAGUUUACUGUGAACAAAAUUUAAAACUUGCAAAGAGAUAAGGAACUAUACAUUUGUCAUGUACCAAAUGAGCGGUACAGAUGAGUGGUUUUCAAACCAUAACAUACAUAAGACUCACUAGGAGACUUUUAAAAGUACAAGCAUCACUCAGACCUAUUGAAUUAGAAUCUCAGGGACUGCAGAGGCAGCAACAGGGAGCCUGUACUUUUUAACAUGCUCCCAAUGACUCUGAUGUGGCCAUUGUGGACCUAGGCUAUGGUCUGGUAACUGGGCCCCACUGGCUUGGACUGGUGCUAUUGAAGGUCUUUGGAGAGAGGGAUCCUUGAGCUGGACCAGGAAGGCUUUCUGGAGAACCUAGGUCCGUUAGGGCACUAAAGUUGAUCAAGACACAAGUAAGCGGAGCAAGGUGGGAUUUUGAAUUGUAAGCAUUUGGUCCUGGAAAAGAAAGAAAUCCAAAAUUUAUGGGAAUGUAGUAGACGUCCCAAGAAAGAAUAAAUUGGGAGAAAUCAAUGACCAGAAGACUUUGAUGGAAGUGAGGAGGAUCAUCUUAGGCAAGGAUUUUGUUUGCCAGUGACGGAAACUCUCUUAAAAUGAUCACAUGCAAAGAAGAGGAUAUUAACAGUAGAGAUGCAGGGGUGGUGCACAGAUGGGUUUUAGGUAGGAUUCACGGGAACAGAGCUCGGAACUGUAAAGGCCAGGGGACCUGGAGCUGCCCCUCUGGCGUGCUCUCUGGGCUAUAUGGUCUGUGUUCCCCAGAUCCCUCUGCAUGUUGGUUAUAUUCUCUGUGAAUUGACUGUCCUUUUCAGUGAGCAUGUUCACCCUACAGCUCCUGAGUGUGUAUCAACUCAGCUGUCACCCCACACAGAGACUGUGUCUCCUGGUCACAACUUUAAAUUCUUAGAAAAAAAUACAUGAUAAGUCAUACUUAGGGCAGAAGUCUAUUCCAGCCUAUGAACCUAGAGCAAGGGGACAAGGAAACCACAAAUUUCCUCCUAGUAAAAACCUGGCUGCUGAGCACCCACCUCUGGGGUGAGGGGUCGUUCUCAGAGAAAGAAUUAUGGAUUUGUUCUCAAAAGACACCCCAAGAUAAGUCUGUUCCCAACAUGCCCUGAUCUUUGCAGAUAUUUUGCUUAAAGUUUUCUUGAUGUAUUAUUGGAAAGGCAUUCCUGUGAUCUCUGUCCUAGGUUUAAUAAAGUCAUUAAAAUUGUCUCUUC